Closterium sp. Naga37s-1 is the source of this 2004-nucleotide messenger RNA. The record is from the annotation of a GenBank genome assembly. Lineage: Eukaryota; Viridiplantae; Streptophyta; Zygnematophyceae; Desmidiales; Closteriaceae.
AUGAUAAAGCGACGCGACUAUCGCAUGCUUCAUCAAGAAGACGGCCCCGCGGCCGCCUCCAGCGACGACUCGAGUUCGUCGAGCGACGACGACGACAAUGUCGCCUCGUCAGACGAAGAAGCUGAAGUGCAGGGGGGUGGUGGGGAGAGUGAGGAGGGAGAGAGUGACGAGGGUGCGGGUGAGAGGGGUGAGAGUGAGAGUGAUUCAGAGGAGGAGUCAGAGCAGGAGGAGGGGGGAGGAGCAGGUGGGGUGUCUUCUCAGUGGGAAGAGCUGGUUUCCGAGGAGGAGAGGGAGAGAGAGGAGGAGAAACGGAGGAAGAAGAGGAGGAAGAAGGGUAGGAAGAGUGGGAGCAGUGACAGUGAUAGCAGUUCAAGUGACGAGAGCAGUGAGGAGGGGGAGGAGGAAGAGGAGGACGGGGAGGAGGAUGAGGAAGAGGAGAGAGAGGAGGGAGAGGAGAGGGGGGAGGAGGAGGGUGGCAAAGCAGGGAAGCGGAAGAGGAAAGGCCAGGGGGAGGGAGAGGCAUUCAAAGACAUGGAUUUUGGGGAGGGGGGGGAGAUGGUGGUGAGAGUGGUGGGGCAGGGAGGAGUGGGAGGGGGUGUGCUGCGGUGCAGAGUGUGCCCUCGAGUGCUCUGUGUGAACAGUGACAACAUGAAGAAACACCUGGCGUCCAAGAAGCACGUGGCAGCCGUGGGGAGGCAUGAGAGGGGCGAGCUGCAGGUGUUGGUGAACAGCGAUGGUGAGGUGGAGGCCAUUGGGGAAACCCACGCUGAGAAGUUCGAACGCACCAAAGCCGCAGCUGCUGCUGCUGCCGCCGAUGCUGCAGCUGCUGCGGCAGAGGCAGCAGAGGCUGCUGCUGCUGCUACAGCUGCUGGUACUGCUGCUGCUGAUGGUGCUGCUGCAGGGAGUGCCAAGAAGCACAAGGCGGAUGGUGGAAGGCAGAGGCAGCAGCGCCGGAAGCAGCUACAGCAGCAGAAGAAGAAGAAGCUGGGAGCUGAAGCUGCCACUGCCGGUGGUCAUGGCCGUGAUAGUGGUAUGGCUGGGGCGGCUGGGGUGCCUGGGACCCCUAAGGAAGCAGCUAGGUCAAGAAAAACCAAGAAGGGUGGAGCUGAUAAGGCGAGUGGUGGUAAUGUAAACGCAGGUGGUGCUGCUGUCGCUGUGGCACGUGAAGGGGGUGGUGCUGAUGGUAGUGGUGUUGGUGGUGUUGGUGGUGUUGGUGGUUUUGGUGAUAAGCAUAAGAAAAGGAAGAACGUGAAGGAGUUGGUUAAAGGAGGAGGGGUUGCUGGAUCAGCACCACUGGCAGGGAAGCGAAAGGUUCGUGGUCCAAUGUUCAUCCAACACGUGGCAGCAAUGUCGAAGCGCCGGAUCGUUCUCGCGUCGGCAUCACCUAGACGACGCGAAUUGCUUUCAGGCCUGGGACUAAGUGUUGACGUCAUCCCGAGCACGUUUAACGAGGACCUCAAUAAAGCAGCAUUCGCCAGCGCAGGAGACUACGCAGCAGAGACAGCCACCCACAAGGCCAUUGAAGUUUCCUCCAAGGCCCUGCGUGCUGCUCAGGCGAGUGGGGAGGCGCCACCAACGCUCGUGAUUGCUGCCGACACUGUGGUGGAGAUAGAUGGCGAGCUUUUAGAGAAGCCGGCUUCUAAGGAGGACGCAAUUCGCAUGCUUUCGCUCCUAUCAGGCCGCAAGCACCGAGUUUUCACGGGAGUGGCUCUUGUGCUGCCAGCUGUCACCGACCCUCUGAUUGGCCGAUCGCCUCUUCUCCGCUCUUUUCACGAGUGCACUCAGGUGGAGUUUGCAUCACUGUCCCGAGCGGAAAUCGAGGCGUAUGUGGCAACAGGAGAGCCCAUGGACAAGGCGGGGGGAUACGGCAUUCAGGGGCUGGGCGGGUGUCUGGUGAAGGCGAUCAACGGGUGCUACUUCAACGUCAUGGGACUGCCUCUCAACAGACUCGCAUCCGAAAUCGACCAACUUAUCACCUCAAAGCUGAUCAAUUUAGAUGUAUAG